UUGUAAAAUUUUUAAUUUUUUUAAUCUCUUGCCACUGCAGUCUACAAGUUUUCUUCUGUGUGACAACCAUGGAAGAGCAAAUAAUCUCACCAUCUUCACCUCCUUCAUUGGUCUCCUUUUCCCAGGAAACUCCACCUUCAACUCUCCAGCACAGGCUCCAAUUUGUACUUCAAAGCCAGCAAGAUUGGUGGGCAUAUGCAAUUUUUUGGCAGACAUCAAACGAUGACCAUGGCCGUCUGUUCUUGGCUUGGGCCGAUGGUCAUUUUCAAGGCACCAAAGAUACCCCUCUGAAAUUAAGUGCCAAUUAUCCCAACAUUCCGGGCUUAAACAAUGAACGAAGAAAGGUGAUGAAAGAAAUCCAGGCCCUCGUUGGAGACAACAAUUGCAUCGAUAUGUCGAUGAUCGACGGCACUGAUAACACUGAUGCUGAAUGGUUCUACGUGAUGUCAUUGACUCGAUCAUUCUCUGUUGGAGAUGGGAUUCCAGGCAAGGCUCUUAGUACUGGCUCUUUGAUUUGGUUAACUGGUGCUCAUGAGUUGCAAUUUUACAAUUGUGAUAGAGCUAGAGAAGCACAAAUGCAUGGCAUUGAAACACUGGUUUGUAUACCAACUUCCCGUGGGGUUCUUGAACUAGGAUCCUCAGAAAUGAUCAGGGAAAACUGGGGUUUAGUCCAACAAGUGAAAUCCCUAUUCGGGUCCGAUCUCAUUGGUUUGGUACAAAAACAAUCGAUUCCAAAUCCAAAUCUAACCGCAGCUCCUAUCCAGUUCCUUGACAAAAACAUCUCUUUUGCAGAUAUCGGCCUAAUUGCCGGUGUUGAAGAAGAGAACCACAACAACCAAACCAAUUCCACAAAACCUGGGCAAUCUUCUUAUGUGGACUCGAAGCUUUCAGAUUCUGAUUGUCCAUUACCAGCCAUGAAAAAUAGAGAGAAGAGAAGCCCAAAGAAACGCGGAAGAAAACCAGGGCUCGGCCGAGAGACACCGUUGAAUCACGUGGAAGCUGAGAGGCAACGCCGUGAUAAGCUGAACCACAGAUUCUACUCCCUCCGAGCUGUAGUCCCGAACGUGUCGCGCAUGGACAAAGCAUCGCUCUUAUCUGAUGCUGUCUCAUACAUCAAAGAGCUAAAGACGAAAAUUGAAAAACUGGAGUCACAGCUUCAGAGAGAGUGUAAGAAAGUGAAGGUAGAAAUGAUGGAUGCUAUGGAUAAUCAAAGCACUACCACUUCUGUGGAUCAGGCAGCCAGGUCCAGCAAUUCAUCCUCUGGAACUGCUGGCUCUGGUGGCCUUGAACUUGAUAUCAAGAUUUUGGGAAAUGAUGCAAUGAUUAGGUUUCAAUCAGAAAAUGUAAACUAUCCAGCGGCCAGGUUAAUGUCUGCCCUUCGUGAUCUUGAGUUUCUGGUCCAUCAUGCGAGCAUGUCGUGUGUUAACGAGCUCAUGAUCCAGGGUAUUGUAGUGAGGGUUCCUGAUGGAUUGAGAACUGAAGAAGGCCUCAAAUCUGCUCUUCUCAGGAGGCUAGAGCAGUAAGGCUAAUCAGUAAGAUGAAGGAAAUUUUGUUUUUAAUGCUUUAAUUUUUUUUCCCCAGUUCUUGUGUUUUUGGUUGAUUUUCCUUUCAGCUUUAUGUACUGUUUGUCAUGUAAUAAAGGAUG
Durio zibethinus is the source of this 1645-nucleotide messenger RNA. RefSeq names its product transcription factor bHLH14-like. NCBI's taxonomy places the organism in Eukaryota, Viridiplantae, Streptophyta, Magnoliopsida, Malvales, Malvaceae. Gene Ontology annotation, cellular component: nucleus. Gene Ontology annotation, molecular function: protein dimerization activity; DNA-binding transcription factor activity; transcription cis-regulatory region binding. The record is from RefSeq and is a predicted model, not a curated record. Gene Ontology annotation, biological process: regulation of DNA-templated transcription.